Parastagonospora nodorum SN15 is the source of this 201-nucleotide messenger RNA. RefSeq lists its product as hypothetical. Lineage: Eukaryota; Fungi; Ascomycota; Dothideomycetes; Pleosporales; Phaeosphaeriaceae. The transcript has 2 exons. The coding region runs from base 1 to 201 and encodes 66 amino acids. The record is from RefSeq and is a predicted model, not a curated record.
AUGUGCUUCUACCACGCAUACUCGCACAGGUGCGGCCACACUCAAAUGGUGCUCCAACAGCUUUGUCCCAAGGGCCAGAUGAAGCAGCAAAAGUGCGCUCGCGGGCAGGAUGGCACCAUCUUGGCGACCGUCAAGGUCGAGACACCAUGUAGCGUUUGUCCGAACAGGUCUGAGGACAUACGCGGUGCGGUUUGGCUUUAG